Molecule: messenger RNA, 675 nt
Organism: Phaeoacremonium minimum UCRPA7
Lineage: Eukaryota; Fungi; Ascomycota; Sordariomycetes; Togniniales; Togniniaceae
Product: putative tetraspanin protein
Exons: 3
Coding region: 1-675 (224 amino acids)
Source: RefSeq, a predicted model, not a curated record
AUGGCGAACAAGGUGCUCAUGGCCUAUGUGGCCGCUGACGUCCUCUUCGUCGCGAUGGGUGCCGUCAUGCUCGGCUUUUCGAUCAUCGUCAAGAACUCGAUGUUCGAUGCGCCGACGACAGGAGGACAGGCAGCCCGGAAUAUCCUGUACCAGCAGUUUCCCCUCACAGCUGGUAUCGUCAACUCAAUUUUCGUUUUUGUCACCUUCGCGGCGACGAUCCCCGCCAUCACGAUGCCGACCCGUGGCUGGUUGAAGGUCAGCGGCUACAUGGCAACCAUCACCGCUCUUUUCUCAGUCAUCGUCGGUCUCUACCUGUGGAUCCUUACCCUUAAGUCAAAGGAGACACUGGCUCCUUUGUGGCGGGCAGCAACGGCGCAGACCCAGGAGCUCAUGCAGACUGAGUUUGCCUGCUGCGGAUACUUCAACAGCUCAUCUCCAGCCUUUAUCACCGACGCCACCUGCCCGAGUCCCGCAGCCGCCGCCAUGGUGCGCGGCUGCGCGUCGCCCCUGGCUAGCUUCGCCAACGUCUUCGUCGACGACAUCUUCACGGCCGUCUUCGGCAUGGCCGGCAUCGACGCCCUGCUGAUUGUUGCCACCGCAUGCCUGCUCAAGGAACGCAAGGAGAUGGAGCGUUUCCGCCACAUCGACGAGAAGUCCGGCUACCGCGGUAUCUAA